This is a messenger RNA of Spodoptera littoralis (African cotton leafworm), 888 nucleotides long. The record is from the annotation of a GenBank genome assembly. NCBI's taxonomy places the organism in Eukaryota, Metazoa, Arthropoda, Insecta, Lepidoptera, Noctuidae.
AUGUUGGGUCGCGCAGCACCAGGGGUCUGCCAAGUGGUGGCUUUGGCCAACCAGCAGCAGAACAGGAACAUGGCUACCCUGAAAGCCAUUUCCAUCCGUCUGAAGUCUGUAAAGAACAUUCAGAAAAUCACCCAAUCCAUGAAGAUGGUGUCAGCUGCUAAGUACACUCGUGCUGAGCGUGACCUCAAGGCCGCUCGCCCCUACGGCGAGGGUGCCGUCCAGUUCUAUGAAAGGGCUGAGGUCGCCCCACCGGAGGAUGACCCUAAGCAGCUGUACAUCGCCAUGACCUCCGACAGAGGUCUCUGCGGUGCUGUCCACACGGGUGUGUCGAAGGUGAUCCGCACCCGUCUGGCCGAGCCCGGCGCGGAGAACAUCAAGGUCAUCUGUGUCGGAGACAAGUCGCGCGGUAUCCUGCAGCGACUCUACGGGAAACACAUCAUCAGUGUGUGCAAUGAGAUCGGUCGCCUGCCCCCGACCUUCAACGACGCCUGCAAGAUCGCGAGCGCUAUCCUGGAGUCUGGGUACGAGUUCGCGUCCGGCAAGAUCAUCUACAACAAGUUCCGCUCCGUCGUCUCCUACCAGCAGUCUGAUCUGCCACUCUUCAGCCAGAAGGCUGUUGAGAGCGCCCCCAAGCUCGCGACCUACGACUCAUUGGACGCCGAUGUGAUCCAAUCCUACAUGGAAUUCUCUCUCGCUUCCAUGUUGUUCUACGCUCUCAAGGAAGGAGCCUGCUCCGAACAAUCGUCCCGUAUGACUGCCAUGGACAACGCGUCCAAGAACGCCGGGGAGAUGAUUGACAAACUGACCCUCACUUUCAACAGGACCCGUCAAGCCGUCAUCACCCGAGAACUUAUCGAGAUCAUCUCCGGUGCCGCUGCCCUCGACUAA